This is a messenger RNA of Dioscorea cayenensis subsp. rotundata (Guinea yam), 896 nucleotides long. Its product is annotated as membrane protein PM19L-like. The transcript is spliced from 4 exons. Lineage: Eukaryota; Viridiplantae; Streptophyta; Magnoliopsida; Dioscoreales; Dioscoreaceae. The coding region runs from base 135 to 608 and encodes 157 amino acids. The record is from RefSeq and is a predicted model, not a curated record.
UCCUAAUUAUCUUUAGAAAAACGACUCUAUUAGAAGUAAACCCUUCUCUUAAUCCUCCUUCCAAACCCCAACCAAAUCUCUGUACCUAACCACAAACUUAAAAGGAAAUAAUCAAGAAACUCGAUUAACAUUCCAUGGCCAGCAGUCCAUCUCAGAACUGUGUCAUAUUGCUCCUCCUCCUCAACUUCUGCAUAUCCCUCAUUCUUGCUUGUAUUGGAGGAUGGGCCCUAAAUUAUUCCGUCCAAAAUGACUAUUUCAUAGAUAGAGGGGUGGUGCCACCGAGAGACUACUCACCGGUGUACUUCCCCAUGGGAAAUGGUGCCACUGGUUUCUUUGUUAUAUUUUCAUUGAUAUCUGGAGUUGUUGGUGCUGCAUCUUCUAUUGCAGGGUUAUCUAAGAUGCUUCCUUGGGGUUCUGAUCAUGGCUGGCUUCCGGCUGCUCGGUCUUCAGGUUUUACUGCAUGGGUUCUCACUCUGCUUUCUGCUAGUUUGGCUAUUAAGGAGAUUGCUCUUGAAGGGAGAAAUGCACGUUUGAGGACCAUGGAAGCUUUCAAUAUUAUUCUUGCGGUGACACAGUUUGCAUCCAUUGUGGCAAUUCAUGCUGCAUGAAUUUGAUGAGACUUUUAUUUUCAAAGAAGUUUGAGAAUUAUUUGGACCAAAUGCAAGGCUUCACCUUUUUCUAAUUGUUCCUUGCGAAGUUCUAAUUGGUGGCUUACUGUUGUUCUAUUCAACCAUGUCUAUAAGCUUCAAGUAAACAACAGCAAGUUCGAUAACUAACACCUUCAUUAUUUAUGGAGAGAAUGUGAUAUGGUUCAUGUGAUGGUUGUAAUUAAUCUUAUUUCUGCUGAUCUGUUGCAACGGAAGGGUGCCAUUCAUUGUUCAAGAUUGCUGUAUUAU